Marmota monax (woodchuck) is the source of this 5626-nucleotide messenger RNA. RefSeq names its product KRAB-A domain containing 1 (gene Krabd3). The record is from RefSeq and is a predicted model, not a curated record. The transcript has 19 exons. NCBI's taxonomy places the organism in Eukaryota, Metazoa, Chordata, Mammalia, Rodentia, Sciuridae. Gene Ontology annotation, biological process: regulation of DNA-templated transcription. Bases 100 to 3060 code for a protein of 986 amino acids.
CGCGCGCAGCAGGGCCGCCCGGGCCGACGGUGGCUGCCUCCGCCUGUGGCCGCCGGAAGCUGGGCCGGCCGCGGGGCGGCCGCGCGGCUGAGUGCUGGGAUGGCGCGCCAGGUGCCCAUCAGCUUCAUGGACUUGGCCGUGCGGUUCUCCGAGGAGGAAUGGAGGCUGCUGGAGGAGCGGCAGCGGGAGUUCUACCGAGACGUGAUGCGGGAGAACUACGAGACGCUGGUCUCCGUGGGGACAGAUGAGCUGCUUCCCCUUUCUGCUUUUCUGUCACCUACGGAGCCUGGAGCAGCUAUGGGAGGAGGGAGUCACGGUGAUGAGGGGCAGGAGCCUCCUGUAAAGGGAAGCCCCCAGGGAAGACAGCCUCGGCACAGCCUGCACCUCACCGCCCUGGUGCAGUUGGUGAAGGGGAUCCCAGAGUUCUUGUUCCGGGAAGUCAAGGGCACUGAGGACAGCCCUGAGAGCAGGGGAACCAGCCUGGAUGGAGAAAGAGCGAGCCCUGAGGUGACCAUGGAAGUGGAGUCUUGCCCUCCCCCAGGUCUGCUCAGCUGCCUUCCGGACAGCCCUGUGAGCCAGCCCAGCCUGGCCACUACACCGACCAGCAGUUCGUCCUCCAGUGGCCCGCCUGGAGAUGGGGGGCCCGGAAGACCCCUCCUCAUCAAAACUGUGGACAAACCAUGGCCAACAGGAAGGGGAGGCCCAGGAACGCCUGCUGAGGAGCUGAGCCCUCCCACCUGCAGCUCUGGCCAGAGGAAGAACCACCAAAUCCAGGAGAGAGGGACCUCAAGGACUGGAAUCUCUCCUGGGAAUAGCCCCUUGCAAGGCCUCAUCAACUGUCUGAAAGAAAUCCUUGUGCCUGGGCCCCAGAAUGCUGAGGCAGCACCAAACUUACUACCUGCUGUCCCUCUCCUGGGUGCAUCAAGGUUGACCACGGUGAAGCCGGGGCCAGCAAGCCCACCCUGGCCAGUGAAGACUGAGUCACCUUCGGGGGAUCCUCCUCUCCAGGGUCUGCUGAACUGUCUGAAGGAGAUCCCAGAGGCCCAGGACAGGUGUCCCAACCCCUCAGGAGCAGGGGACCUGCUGCUACAAGAGGAUCCAGGGACCUUGAAUAAGAAUUCUGAAGGGUCCAGACACCUCCAGACCCCUCCUUCCUGCCCUGGUACCGAAGCUGGCAGCUCAUUCACUGUGGUCAAGGUAGAGGACAGCUGGUCCCAGAGCCACUUGGAGCCUGUGUCCUGCCAGCUUGGUAGGCAGGGUCAUAGCCUCUCUGCUACCAGAGACACCAAAGGGAUCGGAACACACUGCUGGGGCCCCACAGCUCAAGCCAGCAGGGCCUCAAGCUCACCACUGGCAGCUCUGGAGGCCUGUCUGAAAGGCAUUCCCCCAGGUGGGUCAUCACCACUCCGGACACUGGCCACCUCUGUGUCCCAGCGGUCAGAGCUGCAGUCUCAAGGAUCACACAGUGAAGAGGCCACCAAGGAGCCACCUCUGCCUCUGGGCCUGCAGGGCUAUGUGAGAGAGAGUCUGGCUCAACCCUCAGGCUCCCGAGGCACCCCCACCAGCUUUUCCUCAGCCUGCAGCACCGAUGGGGACCUGGAUUUUGGGAGUCCUGGGGGGAGCCAGGGACAGCGGCCUGGAAAAGGAUGCCUGCCAGGAAGCUCCCCACUCCAGGGGCUGGAGAACUGUCUCAAAGAGCUGCCGGUACCCAGGCAGCAGCCUGCCCGGGCUUGCUUCUCAGCAGCAGACAGGGAGCCCAGGAGAGUGGAACCUAAGAAUUGGAUGGCGUACAAGGAAGGACUGAGGGGUGAGGCCUCUGAGUCAUCCUGCCUCAGACAGGGUGGAGAAGUGCCUGCUGGGAGCCUGCAUCUGACCAGCCCACAGGCAUUCACCUCCAGCUGCAUCCGCACCUGCCACCAAGGGUUCAAAGAACAGGGGACCAUCAGGCCGGAGCCAUGGAAAUGGCUGCAAGAUGGGGCAGCCCCCAGGCCCUCCCCACUGCACUGUCUAGAGACCUCUCUGAGGGGGAUCUUGCCUGUGAGGCCCUUGCGCUUCGCCUGCUUGGUGGGCCCUGGCCCUGGCCCUGGCCCCAGCCCCAGCCCUGGCGCCAGCUCAAGCCUCAGCAGCUCUGAUGAAGAUGCACGGAUGGAACCCGAGCCCUGGCGGCCACCCCUUCAGGAGAUAGAGCACCUUCGCAGCUGCAAGCAUCCAGUUCCUCUGUCCCCUGGCCCUGGCAGGUCCCCCAGAGGCAACAGUGGCAGCAGCCCUCGUGAUGGGCCUGAAAGAAGAGAGCUUGAGGACCGCAGUGGCCUUGGUGCAGUAGGAAAAGCAGAAGGGACAGGAGACAAGCCCCGGUCACCCAGGAGAGAAGAGGCUGCAGAGAGUGCCUGCCUACCCAUCCCUCUCAGCAGUGCCGCAGGAGGAGGAGAGGCAGCGGGGCAUCCCUGGCCUGCCCCUCAGCUGGAAAAAAGGCCCAGUUCCGGGGGAGGUGAAGAACCCAGAAGCCAAGAGCCUGGAUGUGGAAGGCACAGUGUUGCAGCCAGGACCCAAAGGAGGCAGCUCCCCAGGGACCCACCUGAGCCACCCAGCAAGUGUCCCCUUCCGGCAGCUGUCUCACCGUUGUGGCCAGCUGCCUCCCCGCAGCCACCAUGCCCCUGUGGGAGGCCCCUGCGACAGGAGCUGCACAGUCUUGGUGCUGCGCUCACAGAGAAGCUGGACCAGCUGGCCACAGCCCUGGCAGGACUGGCUCAAGAAGUAGCCACCAUGAGGACCCAAGUGGAUCGGCUGGGGAGGCGCCACCAGGGUCCUGGGCCAAAGCGCCAGGCUUCCUGGCCCUGGUCACUCCCCCGGGGGCCUCGCUGGGCCAAUGGACUGGGUCACAGACACGUGCCCUACUGGAGGCAAAAGGGCCCUGCCAGACCUAAACCAAAGAUCCUGCGGGUCCAAGCAGAAGGCUGCCGGACAGGUUCAGUCAGAUGCUGCUCCCUCCUGUCCUCACGAGGACCAUCCACACUCAGGUGGUGGUGUGUGCGCGCACAGAGCCGUGUAUCGGGACCAUGAGGCCCUUUCCCUGACCACCGCCCCUCCUGAUCUUGGAGCCCAGCAGAGGGCUGGGCCCUUGCUUUCCUGGAGUAAAUGCUGGCACAUGUGGUUUUGAGAGAACUCUGCCCUGCAAUCUAAGCUGGAUGACCAGUGUGGGUUCUAAAGGAUAUUAGCUGCUGAGGAAGGGCCCUUGACUCCUAUAGGAAGGCACUUGGUGGGGGCCCACACUGGGCUGGACUGGGCCCCCAGUACAGUGGGGACAAUGCAGCUCAGCAUCCCACAUAAUGCACCUCUGGAGACGCCAAGGCACCUUAGCAGUGCUGCUCCCUAGGGGCUAGCCUAGGGCUACCCAACAAGUGCACAGGCUGGCAUUGCAUGCCCGAAGCCUGAGCUCAGGAUCCUCAGGGUUGGUUCUUUCUGCUGGCCACGAGGGCAGGUCUGUACCGGCCUCUGUAUACAGGCACAGAGAGGUGCCGUCUUUGUAUCUGCAGUGUCUCGUGCAUCUCUGUCUCCGGGUACCUGCUUUGUGUCAGGGUGCCAGCUGUGUUGGGGAGGCCUGCCCUCAGAGCUCAUUUCAACCUGAUCACUUCUAUAAAGACCCUCUCUUUAAGUAAGGCCUGAGGUCCUGAGCACAGGCUGGGACACCGGCCCAUAACACACAAGGGAAUGGGGUCAGUCUUGGGUUUGUCUUGGACACCAGUGGCAUGACCACUGUCACUAAGCAGGCUCCUGCCCUGCUGGGUGGGACAGACCAGCUGUGGCCCCGUCGUGGACACUGGACAGUGCUCCAGUGCUGCCCGCCUCAUCUCCAGAGCUGGGGCUCCACCCACAUCCUCAUUUAAUCUGAAGAACGUCCAGGAACUGUGCCAAUGCACACAGGGCCCUGGGGACCCUGGGUGCCCCUGCUGAAGCCCAAGGCCACGAGGGCCCUCUGUCCACAAUGACCACGCAAGCUGCUUUGCCCAGUGUGUCCCUAAGGCGUGGGCCACUGGAGACAGCUGUGACCUGAUGCCCCUCCAGGUCCUGCAUGGGGCUCACCCCUCCUUGCUGCUGGCUGCCAGUGGUGUCUCAGCAGAGCAGCCCGGGGCCGAGACCACCAAAAGGGGCAUUUAAGGUACUUACAGGACCAGAGCAAGUGCCGAGGUGAUGGCGAGGAAGUCAGCACGCGUCAGAUUGUGUAGGCAGGGUGUUGGCUGGAAGAGUGGCCUCUCCGCUGUGCUGACAGGACGGGAAAGUCCUCAGCUCCUGUUCCAGAGUAGCACUGGGCACUUUUCAGCACCAGCAGGCAGGGGUAGGACGCAGACUGGCUGGAGAGGUGUCCCACGUGGGUGGCCCUUGCCUGGAGGGAGGGAAUUCUGUCCAUCUGCUGAAACACGCCCUCUCCUCUCUUCUCUCCCUUCUAAGCAGGGGCAGCGGGAAGGGUCCCACUUUGAGUGGGACAUCAAGGUGGUUUUUGUCCCCUGGGCUUUACAGACAGCACAUGAGCCCUAUGCCACAGGGGCAAAGGGACAGUUUGGCACAUGAAAUACUUGCUCAGGGUUGCAGCUGCCAUUGGUAGAGCUGGGAAGAGUUAGCAUUCUCAUUGCUGCCCGGCACUUGGCCCCUCCUCCUUGGUGCGCCACCUCCUCCUGCCUGAGUCUGCCCCUGACAGGAGAGUCAGGACUGACCCAGCCCAGGUUGUCCAGGGCUCACCAGACUACUGUGGUCACCAUGGGAUGUGAAUGGUUAAAUGGUAGGAAGUUCCCUGAUGGGCAGCUGUGUUCAUCUUGCAGGAAGCAGGUCUCUAGCGUCUUCCAUGAUUGCUAGCUGAAGAGCCUUCUAGAGUCUGAUUUGAUGAGAGGCUAUAUACAAUAUAGGUAUUUGGUGCUGUGUCCAGCUGCUGUGCAGGGGCUCUUUUGGAGAAGAAAUGUAGCCACUUUGAGGAAAACAGGACCUUUCUGAGGGGCCUGGAGGUGGGGACAACGAAGGCUCCAGGUCUGCAUGCCACCAUCCUGGGAAGCAGCUCCCAGCUGGCCUGAGUGCAGGUCCUCCCUCCCUCCCCACCCAGCUCAUGAGGGGCCCUCCGCCUACUCCAUCUCCCCCUGCCAGCCCAGGCCCUCAUGAGGCAGGAAAGUGGGAAGGUCCCACUCAGAUGUGAGUAGGUUUCCCAUGUCCCCACCUAAGCCACCCCUAAGUGUCCAGUGGAAUUGGGGGAGAGAGUACAGGGACCACAGUUCACUGCCUGUCAACACCAUGCAGUUCACUACUCCCUCCUAAAGGGGCCUCAAGCACUGGUAGCCAGAUUGCUCUUGGGUUUGUUAAUACCUUCUUAGAUAUUGAUGAAGCUUUAUUUUAUUCAUUUAUUUAUAUGCGGUGCUGAGAAUUGAACCCAGGGCCUUACACAUGAUACGCAAGUGCUCUACCCCUGAGCCACAAACCUAGCCCCGCCAGAUUGCUCUUGACCUCACAUCUCCAUGUGUUAAAUGUGCCUCCUAUCAACCAUCUACAUGUGGAUUUUAUCUCAUAAUCCAUCUUAAAUGUUAUUCUGGGACCCCUUAACCCAUUUAAAUGUAGCAAUUACAGAUAAUACUUAGGAUUGAAUGUA